Psylliodes chrysocephalus is the source of this 1143-nucleotide messenger RNA. The record is from the annotation of a GenBank genome assembly. Lineage: Eukaryota; Metazoa; Arthropoda; Insecta; Coleoptera; Chrysomelidae.
CAACCGGCACGUUUUAGUCCCACUUUUAAUUAGUUGUUGCAGUUGGGUAGAAUAGUGUGAUGUUUGAGUUAUGAUUUAGGUGCUUCCUCACAAGGACAUUGUAUUGUUAACAGUGAUAAACUCGUUUUAGUGUUUUGAUAUUAUGGUGUCAUAUUACGGACAAUCUUCAGGAAUGUAUCACCAGCAGCAAAUAACCGGUAAUGGACAUUUCCAAGCAAAUUCCCCGAUGCAUCCGUGGUACGCGUCCUACAGACAAUCGCCGCAGCUGAGUACCGCUCCGCCGGGAGCGUACUGCGUGGAACAGGAACAGCAAAUGUGGCACCAUCAUCCAGCACAUCCGCACAGUGUGUUUCAACAUGAGUUUCAGGAUUUUAUUCAUACGGUGCCGGCUUUGCAACAUCCGCAACACCAGUUAGAUCCUGAAAGUCAACUUCCUUCGCCGCCGAUCACCGGAAGUGAUAUGUCUAGUCCUGGUGGUCAGAAUGGGAAUCUAUCGCCGCAACAGAAUCAGAGCAGGCCUCAGGCGGCUAGGAGCCCUUAUGAAUGGAUUAAAAAAACGUCAUAUCAAUCUCAACCCAAUCCUGGUAAAACGAGAACGAAAGACAAAUAUAGGGUUGUAUACACGGACCAUCAACGAAUAGAACUUGAAAAAGAAUUCACAUUCAACAACAAAUAUAUCACUAUCCGUCGAAAAUCUGAACUUGCCUCCAAUCUCGGUCUCUCGGAACGUCAAAUUAAAAUCUGGUUCCAAAAUCGGAGAGCGAAAGAACGGAAACAGAAUAAGAAACGCGUCGAGGAAAAAGGACAAAUAGACAUCGUGACCAACGGACAAUCUUACCAACAAAAUAUAAUCAACCAACACCCACAAAUAAUGCAUAAUAUGGACAUGCAUGGGCAUGGGCAACAGACUAUCCUUCCAAACGUCGUACCUCCCCCCUCGUCUGUAGUGAUGCAACGUUUCAUGGACACGAAUCAUGCGAUGAAACUUGAAAGCAGUGAAAGUGAUCAGUUAGGUUAAAGUGAUAAUAGUGUUGAUAAAAACAAACUUGUACAUAACUAUUUUUUUUUUCGUUGUUUGUAUGAAAGUACCGAUACCGGUUCAGGAUUAAUUCAGUCCUUGUUUUUUUUUUAGUCCUUAUUGUU